Gossypium raimondii (Peruvian cotton) is the source of this 3916-nucleotide messenger RNA. RefSeq names its product kinesin-like protein KIN-4A. NCBI's taxonomy places the organism in Eukaryota, Viridiplantae, Streptophyta, Magnoliopsida, Malvales, Malvaceae. The coding region runs from base 450 to 3344 and encodes 964 amino acids. The transcript has 17 exons. The record is from RefSeq and is a predicted model, not a curated record. Gene Ontology annotation, biological process: microtubule-based movement; mitotic spindle organization. Gene Ontology annotation, molecular function: microtubule binding; ATP binding; microtubule motor activity.
AAGAUUAUACAUUUCGUUUUCUCUCCUUUCCAAACAUUCUGUAAGACAAGUAAACAGGGUAGAGCUAAAAAAGACAAAAAAAAGAACAAGUAAGGUUAGAAACAUAGAUACAAACAGAGAUUGAAAAGGGAAUGAGUGUCAUGAAAGUAUGUUUUAAUUUUACUUGUGGGAUUUUGUAGUGAAGGCAAAGAAAAAAUCAUAUGACUGUUCCUCAACUACCCUUCCCUGCAGUUCCUCUACCUCUCUAUUUCUUUUCUUCUUUGUUCUUUCACAACAGCAGGCAACUCAUUCCCUUCACUAGUUGUUGCAUUACUAAAAAAACAAAACUCUUACAAAAAAGGAAUAUUAUUUUCUCUUUUUUUUUCUUGGGGGGGGGGGGUGUUUCUUUAUUUGUUUUCUCUUUGUGUUUGGAAAUUGUGAAACUUUUUUUCUUUGUUUAGCUGUUUCCUAUGGAAACUACUCCAGUUUCUGAGGAUUGUUGUGUUAAGGUUGCUGUUCAUGUAAGACCACUUAUUGUUGAUGAAAAGCUUCAAGGCUGUAAUGAUUGUGUUACUGUUACCCCAGGGAAACCUCAGGUUCAAAUUGGGACACAUUCCUUUACAUUUGAUCAUGUCUACGGUAGCACCAUGGGUUCACCGGCAUCUUCCAUGUUCGAUGAAUGUAUUGUUCCACUUGUUAAUGGUUUGUUCCAAGGAUAUAAUGCUACUGUUCUUGCUUAUGGUCAGACUGGAUCAGGUAAAACAUAUACUAUGGGAACAGGUUUCAAAGAUAGUUGUCAUAUAGGAAUCACUCCACAAGUAAUGAAUGCUUUGUUCAACAAGAUUGAUAGUCUAAAACAUCAAAUCCAGUUCCAAUUACAUGUUUCCUUCAUUGAGAUUUUGAAAGAAGAAGUGCAUGAUUUGUUGGAUCCGACGUCUCCGAACAAAUCAGAUACUGCGAGCACGGGAAAAGUACAUGUCCCCGGAAAACCACCUAUUCAGAUUCGUGAAUCAUCGAAUGGCGUUAUUACAUUAGCAGGAUCUACUGAAGUUAGUGUUACUACAUUAAAAGAAAUGGCAGCUUGCUUAGAGCAAGGAUCGUUGAGUCGAGCAACCGGGAGUACGAACAUGAACAACCAAUCAAGUCGCUCGCAUGCAAUCUUCAUCAUCACGUUACAGCAAAUGCCUAUUACCGGAGAUGGAAGUACUAAUGACGUUAUGAAUGAAGAAUAUCUUUGUGCCAAGUUACAUUUAGUAGACCUCGCUGGUUCGGAACGAGCAAAAAGAACAGGUUCUGAUGGUAUGCGUUUUAAAGAAGGAGUUCAUAUCAACAAGGGCUUGCUUGCACUUGGUAAUGUCAUUAGUGCACUUGGUGACGAAAAAAAACGCAAAGAAGGUAUUCACGUUCCAUAUCGAGAUAGUAAACUCACUCGGCUUUUGCAGGAUUCACUUGGUGGCAACAACAGAACUGUCAUGAUAGCCUGCAUUAGUCCGGCCGAUAGCAAUGCCGAGGAAACUCUUAAUACUUUGAAGUAUGCAAAUCGAGUUCGUAAUAUCCAAAACAAGCCUGUUGUUAACCGAGAUCCUAUGUCCAACGAGAUGCUAAAAAUGCGUCAACAAUUACAGUAUCUGCAAGCCGAACUUUGUGCUCGUGGGGAUUCCGAUGAAGUGCAGGUUCUCGAGGAAAGAAUUGCUUGGCUUGAAGCUACUAAUGAGGAUCUUUGCCAAAAACUUCAUGAGUACCGCAAAAAAUGCAACAUUACGGAGCAAUGUGAAAUAGAUUCGAGAAACUUUGAUGAAGAGGCAGCUAAAGAAUGGGAGCACAAACUUCUACCGAACACGAUGGACAAAGAGUUACACAAGUUGAAUAGACGUCUCGAGGAGAAAGAGUCCGAGAUGAAACUUUUCAGAGGCGACACGGUUGCACUCAAGCAGCAUUUUGGGAAGAAAAUUCAGGAACUAGAAGAUGAGAAAAGAGCUGUGCAGCAAGAACGAGAUCGUUUACUGGCUGAAAUUGAAAAUCUUUCUGCCGGUUCUGAAGGACAAAAACAAAGAGUGCAGGACAUACAUGCUCAAAAACUGAAGUCCCUUGAAGCACAGAUUCUGGAUUUUAAGAGAAAACAAGAGAACCAAGUUCAAGUUUUAAAGCUGAAACAUAAGAGCGAUGAAGCAACAAAACAACUGCAAGAUGAAAUUCAAUUCAUAAAGGCACAAAAGGUUCAGUUACAACAUAGGAUAAAACAAGAGGCCGAACAAUUCCGUCAAUGGAAAGCUUGUAGAGAAAAAGAACUAUUGCAGUUGCGAAAAGAGGGCUGGAGAAAUGAGUAUGAAAGACACAAGCUGCAAGCUAUAAACCAACGGCAGAAAAUGUUUCUCCAAAGAAAAACCGAGGAGGCAGCCAUGGCUACCAAGAGACUAAAAGAGUUGCUCAAAGCUCGUAAAUCAUCUGCCCAAGAUAACUCAGGUAUGCUUUUGCAGACAAAUGAGAAAGCAUUACAACAAUGGCUAGAACACGAAUUAGAAGUGGUGGUGAAUGUACAUGAAGUUCGGUCUGAGUACGAGAGUCAAAGCCAAGUUCGAGCUGCAAUGGCGGAAGAGUUAGCUGUUUUGAAGAACAGAUUUGCAAGGGCAUCCUCAAUGACACUAAAUGCAAGAAUGACUAGAAUAGCUUCACUUGAGAAUAUGCUUAACAUAUCAUCGGAUUCACUUAUAGCAAUGGCUUCACAACUUUCGGAAGCAGAAGAACGAGAGCGUUCUUUAACUAACCGUGGGCGUUGGAAUCAGUUGCGGUCCAUGGGAGAUGCAAAGAACUUACUUCAAUACAUGUUUAAUUCUCUUGGUGAUGCAAGAUGCCAAUUAUGGGAAAAAGACAUGGAAAUCAAGGAAAUGAAAGAACAGCUUAAAGAACUUGUAAGUCAGUUGCGACAAAGCGAGUUACAACGAGAAGAUGUAGAGAAUGAGCUAAAAUUAAGAGAGCAAGCUGUCGCCAUUGCAUUGGCUACAUCACCGAAUUCAUUGAAGCACAUCGCUGAUGACAUGAAUGGCUCGUUGUCUCCAAUGUCUGUGCCAGUACAGAAACAGCUGAAAUAUAGCCCUGGUAUAGUAAACGUCCCAGUCAGAGAGUUGGUGUCGUUCAUAGAUCAAACACGAAAGAUGGUACCACUCAGUCAAUUACCAAUGAAAAAGUUAGUCGCCAUAGGACGACCCGGUAAUGGAAAACUAUGGAGGUGGAAAAGAUGGCAUAACAAAUGGCACGUACAAUACAAAUGGAAAUGGCAAAAGCCCUGGAGACUCUCAGAAUGGAUUAGGCACAGUGACGAAAACAUUAUAAAGGCAAAGCCUCGUUCACGAAGUUUUCUGUACUGAGUUCGAUAUUCCAUGGUACGAGAUUAUAUCGGCCGUAUUAAUCUUUGAUUUCUGGCCACGGUGCAGUGGAACCUAGGAAAAACUGCAGGUAAUUUUUUUCCUUAGUACGAUAGCUUAUUAGAAUCAUGAUCUUUUUCUCUUUGUUGAUGCAGUGUAUCGGAACUGGCUAAUAGGAAUCUACAUACACCGUAUCAGUAUAGUUGAUUUUGAAAAUAUCAACACUAUAGGUUUGUCAUCUUCAAAUAUAAAUAGUUUAUUUUUUCUUGCUUGUAAAGAAGUGCCGAUGUUGCCGAUGACAACGGUGUGCCGAGUUCGUUGACAUGGUUUCAGUGUUGAUGCUUAAGCAAAAAUAUAAGGGAUAUAGUCCCUUCAGCUGUCUCAAAGGUUUUGGCUUAUUGCUCAUCAGUAACAUACACAUUGAGAGAAGAAAGUCAUGAAUAAUUUGUAUGAAAGAUGCAGUACAAUAAGUAUUUUUCCUUUUUAGUUCUCCAGUUUUUACCAAUGUGUAAAUUUUUAAUGUUCAUAUGUUUCAGCUUCUUAUGGUUAUAAAUGGAAAAGUCUUUAGCUCUUCA